Megachile rotundata (alfalfa leafcutting bee) is the source of this 1079-nucleotide messenger RNA. It is a transcript of the gene Arl1, whose product is annotated as ADP ribosylation factor-like 1. The record is from RefSeq and is a predicted model, not a curated record. NCBI's taxonomy places the organism in Eukaryota, Metazoa, Arthropoda, Insecta, Hymenoptera, Megachilidae. Gene Ontology annotation, molecular function: GTP binding; GTPase activity.
AACAGUAAAGUAUACAGAUAUGUAACGAAUGGAGCAAUAUAAACGAAAUAUAGAAAUGAGAAGCAAAAGUAGAUUGCAUGAGAAAAUGUCUUCCUGAAUAUAGUAAUUUGUGCACUAGUUAGUAUAUCGAAGACGCAAGGAAACGGAACGAACUUCACGUAAGUUCGAAUGACGAUACAAGUCAGCAAGUGAUCUGAAGCGGAUUGUAUCGGUGAACAGGGGUGUGCGCCCCGGUUACUUGGAUACAAGUGUGGUUAUCAUAUUUGACAAUAAACCUUAAUUCAUACUAUAUGAAUUGGAUAUAAUACGUUAUCAGUAUGGGAGGAUUAUUGAGUUAUUUUCGAAACCUGCUUGGCAGUCGGGAAAUGCGAAUUUUAAUUCUGGGCUUGGAUGGUGCCGGAAAGACUACGAUUUUGUACAGGUUGCAGGUGGGUGAAGUGGUUACAACAAUACCUACAAUAGGAUUUAAUGUAGAACAGGUUACAUAUAAAAAUUUAAAAUUUCAAGUAUGGGAUCUUGGAGGUCAAACUAGUAUACGACCAUAUUGGAGGUGUUAUUAUUCAAACACAGAUGCAAUAAUUUAUGUUGUUGAUUCAGCAGACAAGGAUAGGAUAGGCAUAUCAAAAGAUGAAUUAAUUUAUAUGCUAAGAGAAGAAGAAUUACAAGGUGCCAUUUUAGUAGUUUUGGCAAAUAAACAAGAUAUGGCAGGGUGUUUAAGUGUCGCCGAGGUACAUCAGGCACUUGGGUUAGAUGCUCUUAAAAACAGGACGUUCCAAAUUUUCAAAACAUCUGCAACAAAAGGUGAAGGACUUGAUCAAGCAAUGGACUGGUUGUCAAAUGCGUUGCAAAGUAGAAAAUGAUUAACAUUAUUGAAAAACUUUUUUUACCUAAGCCUUACUAAGAAGACUAGUCACAUGACUGUCACUUUGAAUGACCCAUGCAAAGUUGGGCACAACAUUCUGUUUAUUUAUUAUAAUUAUAUUUUAAAUACCAUUAUGAAUUCCAUAAGAAAUCUAUACUAUAAUUUAUCAUACUUUACAUAAUGUGAAGCAAGAAAUAAAAUUAAAUUAAAAAUUUUA